GUGUCCAACUAACCUCCGAAGAGCCAGGAUAUAAAUAUGUAACCGUUCCCCAGAUCAAGGUAGGUCUCCAUAUACCCUCCUUCAUCAUUCUCAUCCAACCUUGUCGAGAAGAAUGCCAACGGCCACACCCGCAAUCGCCAUCCUCGGCGCUGGCCCCAGCGGCCUUAUGCUAGCAAGACUGUUAGAAGUGAAGCAAAUCGACUACGUGGUCUUCGAACGCGACGACUCCGCCACAGCCGUCGGACAAGGAGGCACUCUCGACAUCCACACCGGCAGUGGCCAGACUGCCCUCCAGAAAGCCGGGCUCUUCGACAAAUUCAAAGCUUCGGCGAGAUAUGACGGCCAGGCCUUCAAGGUGGUGGACAAGGAUGGGAACGAGGUGUUGAACAUGACGCCUGACGGACGUGAGGAUAGACCGGAGAUUGAUCGGAAAGAGUUGCGGCAGUUGCUGCUGGACUCGGUGCCUGCGGGGAGGAUUCGAUGGGGGCAUCGGGUGGAGAGUGUUUACCGGGAUGAGAGCGGUUCGAUGGCCGUUCGUUUCGAUGGUGGGCGUGUUGAGGAAGGAUUCAGACUUGUUGUUGGAGCAGACGGCGCAUGGUCGAAGGCCAGAUCGUUGAUCACUCCGGCAAAACCGCAAUACUCGGGCAUCAGCUACCUCCAAACAUCCAUCCAAACAUGCAACCCCAACUACUUCCGGGUGAGUCGGCAGUGCGGAACGGGGAUGUACAUGGUGAUAUCCGACGCGAAAUCCAUCAUCGUGCAGCGCAUGGGGAACGGGUCCUACAAUGUUUACGUCUCCCUGCAUCUGCCGGAGAACUGGGCCAGGCAGGAAGCGCAGCUGUUCAAGUCUCCCGACUUCCGAACGCAUGUCAUGACGCAGUACUUUGCCGACUGGUCGACACACGUCACAGAUCUAGUCAGGCACAGCGACGGCGAAUUCCAUUCCUGGCCGCUGUGGUCGCUGCCGCCCGAUAGCCUGUCGUGGGAACAUGUACCUGGCAUUACUUUGCUCGGCGAUGCGGCACAUCUCGCCCUGAGCAAUGGAGAGGGAGUGAAUUGCGGGAUGUACGAUAGCCUGCAGCUGGCCGAGGAGAUUGAGACGUGCGGGAUGGCGAAUCUGGACGAGGCAGUGAAGCGGUAUGAGGAGAAGAUGCUGCCGCGAGGAGUUGAGCAUAUCGAGGAUGGGAAUCAGAUGCAGGGCAUGUUUCAUGCGCAGGAUUCGGUGGUGCAAUUCAAAGUCUGGGCUCAGUCGAUGGGUGCUUGAGAAGUGUAGCGAUUAGAUAGAUCAUACAGUAUAGAUGCA
Neohortaea acidophila is the source of this 1303-nucleotide messenger RNA. RefSeq lists its product as uncharacterized. Gene Ontology annotation, molecular function: FAD binding. Lineage: Eukaryota; Fungi; Ascomycota; Dothideomycetes; Mycosphaerellales; Teratosphaeriaceae. The coding region runs from base 113 to 1264 and encodes 383 amino acids. The record is from RefSeq and is a predicted model, not a curated record. The transcript is spliced from 2 exons.